ACUACUCCUUCCUCCCAUGUGUUAGGUUAUCUGGUAAGUCUAAAUUAGCCUUGGUUGUGAAUGUGGGAUAUUUUUGAUUUUUUUUAGCCUUGCAAAAGAUUGGCAGUCUCUCCAGGGUGCACCCCACCUAUUGCCCUAAGAUAGCUGGUACCGUACUGGAUUCAGCCUCCCCACAACUUUGAACUGAACAAAUGGACGAAGAUGAAAAAUGACCUUUUUAAGACUGCGCCGUAAACAUCUUUGAAUUUCAUUACAAAUUUGUCUUUCAAAGAUGAUGUGAUUUCAGAGUAUGUUGCUUUAGUGGAAAAAAACUAUCUUUAAGCAUUAAUACCAGACAAAACUGAACUUCAUAGUCAGUGAUUGUGAACCUUUUAAAUUAUUUAAAUUGUUUCCAUUCCAUUUAUAACAUCAACGCAAACCAGCAAGCUGAUUAAGUCUGGGGCAGCUUUAAGUCUGUCAGAGUGAGAAAAAGACCAAAAGACGAGGGGAAGGCAUCAGCAUGGCCCAGAAAAACAAUUUUCAGUUCUCCAUCAGGGAAUAUAGACCUUCAGAUCAACAUGUGGUCAUGUCACUAUUUCAGGAGGGGAUUUUUGAGCAUGUUUACCCAGCCUUUUUCAAGGCCAUGAGCCAUCCAGACCAUAUUGGUGUUGCUCUGAGCAUUUCGAUGGCUGGUUAUGUGCUGGGAGGCAGCUCCUACUUCCAAGCCCUACUGUUUGGCAGUGCAUGGGCUGGCCUCAUUUAUUAUUGCUGCCAUGAUAUCUAUGAGGGCUACAUGAUGAGGAGGCAAAGCACAGAUAUGGCCGACAUUCAGGCCAGCUACCUGGAAAACCCAGAUAACGGCUUCUGGGUAGCGGAGGCAGACAUCAAUGGCCAAUCCAAGGUGGUAGGGAUGGUGGCAGUGAUUGGAAAAAGGGGAGAGGAAGAAGGCGAAAGGUUUGAAGACUGGAAUGGCAGAGUGACGGGAGGAGGUUCUGAGCUGGCUCAAGAUGCCGGGGAUGGAAGUUACGGGGAGAUGUGUCACAUGGUCGUGGCAUUUCCGUGGCGCCGCAAAAACUUGGGCUCGCAGUUGACACGGAAGGCUUUGGAUUUCUGCAAAGAGCGAGGCUUCGGCCGUCUCGUCCUGGAUGUGAGCUCACCACAGACAGCAGCCAUUUCCCUGUUCGAGAAAGCCGGCUUUGUUCAAACCUCAUCCCAUCGCAACACGCAUGCCAACCGCUGGUUCUCCAACCUCGCCAGAAUAAAUGUGAUGCGAAUGGAGAAGUUAAUUUAAAGAUAAAAUUUACUCUAGCAAGCAGUUAUUAGAACCUAAAAUGUACAGCAUAUCAUGAAUAUGUCACUUAAUUUAAUCUUAUACCAUCAUUGGAAAAACCUCUCUGUGUGAUAUUGGUCACUCGUUUCUCAAAUUUACUAUAUGGUAGUUUGAAAAAUAUAUUAAAUUUCAUGUUUUUUUCCACAAAGCAGGA
Molecule: messenger RNA, 1463 nt
Organism: Oreochromis niloticus (Nile tilapia)
Lineage: Eukaryota; Metazoa; Chordata; Actinopteri; Cichliformes; Cichlidae
Product: probable N-acetyltransferase camello
Exons: 3
Coding region: 500-1270 (256 amino acids)
Molecular function (GO): N-acetyltransferase activity
Source: RefSeq, a predicted model, not a curated record